AUGCCAAAGAGGAAAGUUCGAAAGGCCCCACCUGCACCACUUGCAAAGCCGUGCGACCGGAAGCACGUCGCAACAGACAGCUCUGGUGGUUCCCAGCGUAGUGUGAAUCUGGUUGAUCUAUCUGGUCCCCAGCAUAGUUUGAAUAUUGUUGAUUUGUCCUCCUCACCUUACCUAGAUAAGGAAACUGUGUCAACCCAAAAGCAACCAGCAGCGCUGAACAGAGAGCAGUUGGACGAGGUGACACGGGCAGUGAUUGCCGCCAUGUCUAGUAGGGUAGAGACCUAUCAUCUACAGAACGAGAUGACCCAGGAUGCAUCCGUAGAGUAUCUAAGUACUGACAUUCUACCUACACUAGCCAUAAGUAACAAUCAAAAGUCUCAUGUGCAAAGUUACCAUAAUGACCUUGGGCACAAUGUUUCGAAUAAUCUCAAGCUAAAAUUAGCUAUUGGCGAGUAUGUUAACUUGGGGCUUUUAGUCGAUCGCACUUAUGAAUCUGAUCCUAAUGACGAUACAAAACACUUCUCUAUGCAAGGUGGCAACAUUACCUUGUCGUCCAAAUACAUACCCAAGGUUAUUAAAGAUAUUCAGAAUGGGUAUUUAGGGACAGGUCAGGUUGUGGCAACAUAG
Magallana angulata is the source of this 627-nucleotide messenger RNA. RefSeq lists its product as uncharacterized. The transcript is spliced from 2 exons. The record is from RefSeq and is a predicted model, not a curated record. Bases 1 to 627 code for a protein of 208 amino acids. NCBI's taxonomy places the organism in Eukaryota, Metazoa, Mollusca, Bivalvia, Ostreida, Ostreidae.